Messenger RNA from Coregonus sp. 'balchen', 2101 nucleotides. The record is from the annotation of a GenBank genome assembly. Lineage: Eukaryota; Metazoa; Chordata; Actinopteri; Salmoniformes; Salmonidae.
AUGAGCACCACACCAACCCCAGGCCCAGGCAGAGAGAGCCUACCGCCCAAGAAGAGGGACCCCAGACCAGGCCUCUCAGAGCAGCUUCCUGCUGUCACAUUCAAGGUCCCCUUCCCUUGCAAGAGCCAUAAUGUAGUCAAGACCUACAUUGCAUCCCACUCAGACCUGCUCCCACCUACUCAUGCAUCUGUGCCCCCGCUAUACCAGCCCUGGACCCAGUCCCCCACCACAGCUGCCACCACCAGAGCCAACCAUCUCUCCUCUCCUAUCAGGGAUAGCCAUGGCUGGGCUGAGUGGAGGAAGCACUAUUACAGAGAUUGGGCUGCAGUGCCGCCAGGCUGGCAUGUUCCCUAUAUUUUCCAUCACCGCUCCACGCAUCCCUCAGAACACCCACGCUGUCCCUCUAUCUGCAGAAAUAUGGCCCAGCCUACAGAGGAGCCCAGUGGGGUGGAAACAGGGUACAGUUGGCACUUUAAUACAAAAAUGAGGGAUAAGUUAAAUUCACACACCGAACAGCAAAACAGACAGAGGGGCCCAUAUCUGAGAAGAGAGAAACAGGGGGUACACCAGCCACAACCCAGCUCAGAGGCAGGUUCUGCCCCCCUGAACACUGAUCUAUCUCCUACUGCCUACAAGGACCUACACCACCACCCUGAACUGGUCUACACACACCAUUCCACAGCCCCCAAGUAUCCUGCUUCAGGGCAAAGUCCUUUGGAGUUUGCAGCACAAUCUCCCAUAAGACCAUCACUUACUGUUCAGUCAACAGAGAAAUACUGGACUGUGGGAGUAACAGAAAAAGUAGGAGUGUCUCCCCCUCUCUCCACCCAUCACUCUUCUUACCCCUCCACCUCUUCUGACCAGCUGCCCUGGUUGCUCCCUCACUUUGCGGCAGGCUCUCUAAUCGAGCUCAGAGACGGGCGACUGAGGAGGGUGGAGGAUUUGCAGACAGAAGACUUCCUGAUCGGCGCAGAGGCCUGUCCAGCGCUACGUCUGAGCUACUGCACUGUGCAGCACAUCUCCCCCUCCACAGCCCCAUCCCUCUCCCGCCUCCUCAUCCUCCUACACGAGGAACACACUCAGGUGAGCUGGUCCUGAUCCUACUGAGUCUACUACAUCAUUACAUCACACAGGCUCAUGACAGGGUCAGUGUGUUUUUGGUCAGUGUGUUUUUGGCUACUUACAUUUCCAUAAUUUAUAACAUGGAAUUCAAUAUACAAGAUAUCAUACAUAUUUGCAAAGGGUACACUUCUUGAUCAGUCUACAUCAUAAAGUAAUGUAAAUAAAAUGCAAAUGAUUUACAUUCCUAAAGUAUCCCUCAUCAUAACUCCCGAGUGGCGCAGUGGUCUAAGGCACUGCAUUGCAGUGCUAGCUGUGCCACUAGAGAUCCUGGUUCGAAUCCAGGCUCUGUCGUAGCCGGCCGCGACCGGGAGACCCAUGGGGCGGUGCACAAUUUGUCCAGGGUAGGGGAGGGAAUGGCCGGCAGGGAUGUAGCUCAGUUGGUAGAGCAUGGCAUUUGCAACGCCAGGGUUGUGGGUUCGAUUCCAGUAUUUUUUAUUUAUGCACUCACUAACUGUAAGUCGCUCUGGAUAAGAGCGUCUGCUAAAUGACUAAAAUGUAAAUGUUGAAAAUGUACGCAUUGAUGCCAAUCCCCAAUUGCAGAACCCUACCACCACUUAGUGGACAAAGAGAGGUACUGCAUUAUCAAGACUAACAGUAUCUCUCAUCACAGGAGUUUCUGGAUGUGUAUGUGGAGUACCCGUUCUUUGUGCGAGGGCGUGGCUGGUCCUCUUGCUGCCCCCCAAGAACAGCCCGUCUGUGUGGCCUCCGCUGCCAUCAGCUCAGUGUUGGUGAUGUCUGCCUGGCUCUUAUACCUACAUCACCCUCUGCCCCCCUACCCACCCAGCCCCAGGAGCCUGGCACCCCAGCCAGAAGGAGACAUGAAGGGCAUAAGCCUCUACAAACGUCCUGUCCACAUUCUCCCCUUCGCCCUGCUCCAGACAGGCCAAUAGAAGGGCAGGGAGGGGGGCUGGGCCCAGCACGGAAGAGGCGUUGGUCAGCCCCUGAGCUGUGUGGCCCAGGCACCAACUGCCCGUACUGA